ACAGGGAAGUCAGAAAUGUCUGAUUAGGGCGAUUACUUUUUGUCAGUCCGUCUGUCUUCUGACCUGUGAUAUGCUAGGCUUGGUAUGUAACAGUGUGUGGAAAUGCAGUUUAUGAUAUGAACAACAACAUGCCAGAAGUUCAGUGUAAGCGAGGAGACUGGGCGUCUCGAAUACAGAUUUUUGGCACUCUCUUUAAAAAGCCAUUUGGUCACCAGUCCAACAAAUGGGCAAGAAGAUUUUUCAUGGUAAAAGAUGGCUUUUUGUUUUACUAUGGAGACCGUGAACGGAAGGAAUUCGACAGACGUCAAUACUUCAACAUUCACCCGAAGGGUAUAUUUCCUCUUGGUGAAUGUACCUUCGAGGCUAUUCAAGAACCGGGACACCCGUUUUGCAUGCAGAUCAAUAACCAUGAGGUCAAUGGACGACUUGUCCUUGCUGCUGAAAGUGACUAUGAAAGAAGUCAGUGGAUGGAUAUCAUGGAAAAGUCGAGACGAGUUACCUGGAAGAACAUGACUCUUGCUGAUGAGAUGAUUCGUCAGAUGGAGAGUCAGGGUCUGCAGAUGGCUAGGGAAAAACAGGAUUACUUUGAUCGACUUCAGUCUGAAGUGUUUGCAUUGUCUGAAGAAAAGAUGAAAACUGAGGAGCUAGAAAGGUUGAACCAAGAACUUGAGAAAGAGAAACUAAAGAUGGAGCAGUUUACUCAAGAACUAAAAGAAGAAUACGAAAAAAUAAAAGAAGAGCUUGAAGACACCACAGAUAUAAUGGCUGAACUCCAUGAGGACCGAAUCCGUUUAGCAGACACUCUGAAUGACCAGCAGAAUGCUUUGGAAUCACUUGCCAGUGACAGAAAAGCAAUAAUGCAAGAACUGAAGGCCACUGAGAAAACAACUUCAGUAUUAUCUAAAGAGAAACAAGCACUGGCAGACAAAUUACAUGAAAUUGAAAGCAAAACACAGUCCCUCCUUGAAGCAAAAUCAGAAGCUGAAAAUAGAUUGAAGGAAAAUGAAGAACGAACAGUUCAGCUAGAAGAAGAAAAAAUAAACUUUGCUGAAACAGCCAGUGAACUGAAGACAACUAUUCAGGAUCUUGCUGCUCAAAAGGAGAUGACAGAACAAGAAUUAAAGGAGGAAGUAAAGGCUCGGCUAGCAGCUGAGAUGAGGCUGCGUGCGGCUGAAGGAUCUCUACUGCGUUUAGAGAACGUGGUGGAGGAUGAGAAGAACAAGUUUGAUGUGCAUGUCAAAGAGGAGAUGGUUGUUAAUGUCAAGAAACUCAAAGAAUUCUUUGAAAAUUUGGCUGAAGAGUCGAGACAAGCUUCGGAGAAACCCAUUAUUAUGAGAAAUGCUGUCUAUGCCCGGAAGACACUGGCACGCAGGGCCAAGACGAUGAAAUACAUCAACCGAAAGAGAUCAAGCAAUUUAUCUCUCUCAGGCAAUGUAUCAAGGGGUCUCAAUGUUGGUGAUCAGCUGGAUUCCAUGCUUCUCAAUACUUGUAUGUUCUAGGAGCUAAAUCAGGAUGAAAAUAUCUGUUCGCCCUAAGUCCAUGGCACAAGGUUGUAAUGUUGGCAAGAAACCUCUGUCACCUAUAAGGCGGGCUACUACCUGUGUGGAUAAACAGACCAGAGACAAACUACUUUCUUCAGAGGAAGCAGAAAACUUUACAUUUGUUGAACAGUUUUGAUAGAAAUAAAAUUACAUUUAUAGUGAUCA
Gigantopelta aegis is the source of this 1706-nucleotide messenger RNA. RefSeq names its product pleckstrin homology domain-containing family D member 1-like. The coding region runs from base 117 to 1499 and encodes 460 amino acids. The record is from RefSeq and is a predicted model, not a curated record. The transcript has 16 exons. Lineage: Eukaryota; Metazoa; Mollusca; Gastropoda; Neomphalida; Peltospiridae.